This is a messenger RNA of Protopolystoma xenopodis, 1260 nucleotides long. The record is from the annotation of a GenBank genome assembly. NCBI's taxonomy places the organism in Eukaryota, Metazoa, Platyhelminthes, Monogenea, Polystomatidea, Polystomatidae.
UGCAGUGUUUGGGGACCUUUUAUCCAUCAAAUUCGGUAUAAUUCAGUUGAAAUGGACCCUUCAGCCAGUCCUCGUGUUGACUGCCCAGAUGAACCCGAUCGGACGGCCAUCCAAUUUGAGCGCUCUGGUGAACAGGACCAGCCAGAAAGGAAUACAAAUAGUCCCAUUAGAAAGAUAAUAAUCGACUUUGAAGCAAAUGACAUUUCCGGAGUCCUCAAUGGAUCCGAGAAACUCACCUUCAAACAGGAAUCCUAUGUCUCCAUUCCGGUGUCUGCCAUCAAGGGCAGCGGAGGUGAGGUCAUGGUUGAGGGUGAAAGUCGAGCGGCAGGCUCCAUCACUCUGCGCAUUCUGGCGGAGAUCAGUGAAGUCGACGACUCGGAAAUGCCGAAAAUCCAGCAUACCACCUGUCGCCAGAGGGACAUGCAAAAUGACAUUGUGGGAUUCGACCUUGUCGAGGGACGCAUGGUCGCCAAGUGUUGCCAGUCCCUGUUGCCGGUUGCCGGUAAACUGACCACCAAUUCGGCCGGACCUCGAGACGAAAGUGUUACGUCGAAAGAUCCCCGAUCCGAUGGACAACCAAUGGCCAUGACCGGACUAUUUGCUGAUCAACUUGCUCCAGAUCGGCCAGGCUGUGUCCAAGUGGCGGCCAGUCCCGAGGCAGAUGUUCAAAGAGGCCUCAUGUACUCCGGCAGGGCCUGCCUCAUGAAUGUGGGCCAGCGCAUUUGCGAGUUUGACUAUGCCAACUCAUGCGUAAGCCCACAACUUCGAGUUGCCCACGAGGGCCAAAUGCUCAAGUCCUAUCCACGAUUGGAGUCGGAGCUCUCCUUGAGAAUAGGCCAUACCGACCCAACGUCGAGGAUGAAUUACGAAGAGGCAAUGACGAUGGAUACCGACAAGGGUGUGAGCUCUGCUUCGCAUAGCGACACAUUUUACUCAAUUGAAAAUAUAUUAACUCAAGAGAAGAGGACACCAAAUGGCGCUAGGCCGCCUUCACAGCCGAGCUCAAUAAAACCAAAUCCGGACCUUUUGUCGGCACCAAAGAACAACCACUUCACCAUUCCGUUGGUGCGAGCUGACGAGCAGAUGAGCACUUCUCCACUUGAUCAGUUCAAUGGGCCCAACCAGCUUUUAGGGCAGCAGACAAACCUCUUCGGGCUCAGCCCGAGGUUGAAGGAGAACGAAACCAGCAUGCCAGAGGAACCGGAGUGCCCUCAAAUGCAUACGGAGCAAACUCAGUUGUGUCCUACCUUCUCGUUCUGA